CUCGUUAAUAGGUUAUACGCUCCAUGCAUAGCUUAGGCACUUACACGACAACACAACUUUCCUUUACUCUCUCUCUCUCUCUAAGCUUCUUCAACAAUGGCGGCUCCUCCCUGUAUAAUCGUUCUCACCCUGUUUCUACUGCAACUCGCCACGUCAGCUUUGUCUCUCCCUCUCCUCCCCCACCACAACAACAUCACCCGCCACAGCCACUUCGCUAAGAACCACCGACCGCGACCGCAGAACAGGAGCGGUUGCUCACUGUUCGAGGGAGCUUGGGUACGGGACGAGACGUACCCGCUUUACCGACCGUCGGAUUGCGGCGGAGUGAUCGACCGGGAGUUCGACUGCCAGACGUACGGACGGCCAGACUCCGACUACCUCAAGUUCCGGUGGCAACCCUUCUCCUGCCGCAUUCCUAGGUUCAACGGGGUGAAGUUCUUGUCGGAGAUGAGGGGCAAAACGGUAAUGUUCGUUGGGGAUUCGCUGGGGAGAAAUCAAUGGGAGUCGUUGAUCUGCAUGAUCACUGCAUCUGCACCGUCCAUUCACACCCAGUUCAUCAAUAAAGAUCCUCUCUCCACCUUCAAGUUCCUCGAUUAUGGCGUGAAGGUGUCGUUUUACAGAGCUCCGUAUCUAGUGGACAUAGAGGAGGAACAAGGGAGGAGAAUCCUGAAACUGGACAAGAUCUCCGGCUACGCCAGCGCCACGUGGCGCAGUGCUGACGUGCUGCUGUUCAACACUGGUCACUGGUGGAUCCACAGAGGCUCGCUCCGAGGAUGGGACAAGAUGGAGACAGGAGGGAUAUCCUACGGGGACAUGGAUAGGCUCGAAGCGUUGGGAAAAGGGCUGAGAACGUGGGCUGAUUGGGCUCAUCGCCACAUCGACCCUACUCUCACUCGCCUCUUCUUCUUCUCCGUUUCGCCCACUCAUUACAACCCGAGCGAGUGGAUGUCAAGGCAAAAGGCAGCGACGACGACAGCAGCGCCGGGAACAAAGAACUGCUAUGGCGAAACGGUGCCGUUUAGCGGGGCAACGUACCCAGCAACUUCGUACUUGGACCAAAACAGAGUGAUCGACCAAGUGAUCCAACAGAUGAAGCUCCCCGUGUUCUUGAUGGACAUUUCCAUGCUCUCUGCUCUUCGUAAAGAUGGCCAUCCCUCCAUCUACGGUGGAGAUUUAAGCCCUUCCCAGCGGAAGAAUCCUGAUCGUUCAUCCGAUUGUAGCCACUGGUGCCUCCCUGGCCUCCCCGACACUUGGAAUCAACUGUUCUACGCCGCUUUAUUGUCUUGAUUAAAAAUAAACAAAAUAAAGAUUAUAUAUUGCUGUACCAAUUACAACGAUUGAUGAUCACUUGUUUCGUUUUUUUAGAUGUAUGUAUAAUAUAAUGAUGGAUCAAGCAUGUAACUGUGAACAUAAUUGUGUUAUAUAAUUUGUGAGUAAAGAUUUGAAUAUUA
Molecule: messenger RNA, 1451 nt
Organism: Tarenaya hassleriana
Lineage: Eukaryota; Viridiplantae; Streptophyta; Magnoliopsida; Brassicales; Cleomaceae
Product: protein trichome birefringence-like 45
Exons: 5
Coding region: 97-1287 (396 amino acids)
Cellular component (GO): Golgi apparatus
Molecular function (GO): O-acetyltransferase activity
Source: RefSeq, a predicted model, not a curated record